Molecule: messenger RNA, 600 nt
Organism: Fusarium musae
Lineage: Eukaryota; Fungi; Ascomycota; Sordariomycetes; Hypocreales; Nectriaceae
Exons: 2
Coding region: 1-600 (199 amino acids)
Source: RefSeq, a predicted model, not a curated record
AUGAACGGAUGGAAACUCCACGAGAAUGCACUCAGUCUCCCUGUUGUGGACAAAUGGUUCAAGGCCUGCAAGGAACUGAUGGAGGAUGCCAAUGAGGAGAAACUUCCUCGAAUCUUCAUCGUCGCUGUUCUGGCAUUUGCCAAGGUUGCCGGAGCUUCAACUUGGACCAGAAAGCAACCCAAGGGCGAGAGUGACUCGUCUUCUGGUAAUGGCGAUGAGAAACAUGUUGCAACAGCCCGUGGACUUCUCUCUACUGCUCUUGAGUCUUGUUCCAAGAUCGCCGAUGGUGAGACUCUCAAGAAGAGAGUCCAGGAUACGAUGGAGUUGUACGAUCCCAAGUAUGAAAAGACUACGCCCGAGGAACUGGCAGCGAUUCGAUCUGCCAUGGUCAGCGGACCCCAAGGCAUGGCGACAAACUCCGGCCAUCGGUACAAUUGUGUCAACGGCCAUCCGUUUGCGGUCGGAGAUUGUGGAAUGCCCAUGGAAGAAGCGCGCUGUCCCGAGUACGGCGAACGAAUUGGUGGUUCUAGACAUCGACCAGUGGAUGGUGUUACUCGAGCUGAGGAAUUUGUUGGUGGUCGAUUGCCAGAGUUGAUUUGA